Pneumocystis jirovecii RU7 is the source of this 366-nucleotide messenger RNA. RefSeq lists its product as uncharacterized. NCBI's taxonomy places the organism in Eukaryota, Fungi, Ascomycota, Pneumocystomycetes, Pneumocystales, Pneumocystaceae. Gene Ontology annotation, cellular component: mitochondrial inner membrane. The transcript is spliced from 3 exons. The record is from RefSeq and is a predicted model, not a curated record. Gene Ontology annotation, biological process: mitochondrial respiratory chain complex IV assembly. The coding region runs from base 1 to 366 and encodes 121 amino acids.
AUGAACACUUUCUUGCGCAAAAAAUAUAUUCUUGAUACAAACAAAACUUCUCAAAAAAUAACACAAAUCAAUAAAACUCUUCAAAAAUAUCCAUUUUUAUUUGGGAUACCUUUCAUAAUGAUAAUAUUAAGCGGAGCCUAUGUAUUAAGCAUAUCUCAACAAUUUCGAUAUGAAUGUAGAGAUCAAAAGAUAAAACAAAUUUUAGAAGAAAAUACUUUAGGAACAAAAAAAAAUCGACGAAAAAUAAAUAUUAAAGAUGAAUAUUAUAAACUUCAAAUGAAUGAAUUACAAUUUGAUGAUUGGGAACAGAUUAGAGUAAAACGGCUUCCCGGAGAACCAGAAAAUGUAUUAGUUCCAGAUUCUUAA